Molecule: messenger RNA, 1461 nt
Organism: Antechinus flavipes (yellow-footed antechinus)
Lineage: Eukaryota; Metazoa; Chordata; Mammalia; Dasyuromorphia; Dasyuridae
Gene: CLEC4G
Product: C-type lectin domain family 4 member G
Exons: 9
Coding region: 425-1390 (321 amino acids)
Source: RefSeq, a predicted model, not a curated record
GGCAAAAGACCUGGGUCCCAAUCCCAGUUUUGCCACUGACUAACUUGCAUGGAUAAGUAACUGCACCUUUUUUCAUCUGUGCAGUGGGGAGGUGGAGGAAGGUCACUAAGAUCCCUUCCAGAUCCAAGUCUGUGAUGUUAGGACUUUAUAGAAAUAAGGGAAAAGGGAGGUCCUGACAGAGAUGGAGACAUCUCAGGGAUGGACUUAUUCAGAUUGUGUGUCAGGGAGAAAGCAAGGGGCCUUAUAUCUCGGAAGGUAUGGUCCUUAUUGGUUCAUUCUUAGAAGGGACAGGCUGGAAAAGGAAGGGCAGAAUGAAGGAGGAGGUGACCAGAGUUUCUUUACUUGCUGACUUGACAUCCAGAAUCUGGGUGGUAAUCUGAAAGGGAAGGGAGGGUCUAAUAAAUGUGACGCGUGUGAGGAUUGUAUGAAACAGUCUCAUUUCUCCUCUUUGGGUGGCCCAGUCUACAUCCUCACUAUGAACUCCAUAAGCUAUCAAAAAUGGGAAGAAGACCAAGACCAUCCUGCUUUAGACAAGUCCCAGCUAGCUUGGAUCUCCUGGGGCACAGGCUGGUGGAAGAAACUGUUUCCCCAAGAUCUGCCCUGGAAAUCUGUUUCCUUUCUGCUAGCUGUGAUUCUACUGUUGUUGAUUCUCCUCAUUGUGUCACUGGUCAAGGGCUCAAAGACAUCGCAGGAGCUGAAUCAGCUAAAAGAGGAAGUGAGAACCAAUGCUUCUGUGUUGACAAAGGAUGUGGGGCAGAUAAACAAGGACUUAACAGCUGCCAGAAAAAAUGGCUCUGCCCUGUGGACUAGCUUGGGGAAAUGGGAGAAUAAAGUGGGUGAUUCCCAUAACCGACUUCUCAAGCUUGAAAGCAAGCACAAUGAGCUCAGCACCCAGAUGACUCAGGCCCUGGCAGAGGCUAGGAAGGACCGACAAGACAUUCGCAGUGAAAUGUUCCGGGCUGUGGCUGCUGUGAGAAGAGGGAACAGCUCCUGCUCCCCAUGUCCUGAUUCUUGGCUGGCCUUUGAGGGUUCUUGCUACUUUUUCUCCACCAAAAAAGCUCACUGGGACGAGUCACAGCAGAAUUGUGCCCAGGAGCAGGCACACCUGGUUAUUGUGAACAACCUUGAAGAACAGACCUUCUUGACCCAGAACACCAGAGGCUUGGGUUACUGGAUUGGACUCACAGCAACUCGUGCCAGAGGAAGGGUUAAUGGGUACACGUGGGUUGAUGGUAGCAAACUCACUUUCAGCUACUGGAAUAUAGGGGAGCCAAAUGAUUCGAGAAGGAAUGAAAAUUGCAUCAUGAUACUUUAUACGGGUCGAUGGAAUGAUGCCCCUUGUAACAACCUCAAUGACAACUGGAUCUGUGAGAAGAGGCAGCAGUGUUAAGCUGAAACCUAUUGCCUAAGCCUAGUCUGGCAUGGAGAAGGGACAAUAAAAGAUUUUCUCUUUCCCCUUCA